Cuscuta epithymum is the source of this 2207-nucleotide messenger RNA. The record is from the annotation of a GenBank genome assembly. Lineage: Eukaryota; Viridiplantae; Streptophyta; Magnoliopsida; Solanales; Convolvulaceae.
CACCGUUCACCCUGCUCCCCCAAAAUUGCACUCCUGCUCCCCCAUUGCGUCUUGAAACUCAGGCGCUACUAUGUCCAUUCUCUAUUCUUCGUUUUUGUAUCCCAACAACGCUAAAUUCCAUUUCCCCAAGUACAAAUCCUACCUUUCGCCUCCAAAACCUCUGUUCAUAACAUGCGCAAGGAGGACCAAAAGAGUCGGAAAAUUGAGGUAUCCCUCGGAGAAAAAGAAGCUAAAGCUUCAGCAUAAGACUGAGCUUGACCUGGAAAAAAAGUUUGAAGGGAUUUGGAGGCUUUCCAAUCUUGGCGUCUCCGCUCUUUCAGACCCGGGCAAAGAUUUUAUCUACAUUUCCGAUGCUUUGCUUCAAGAAAUAGCCAAAGUUCUUGAAUUCCCUGUUGCUUCCAUGUUGCCUCCGGAAGCAUUCACUGUUGUUAGAAAAUCUUUUGAUGCCCGGAAGUUACAGAAGGAACCAAAAUUCAUAUACACUGUAGACAUGGACGUCAGCAAACUUCUAAGUAUAGAACCUCGUACAUGGGACUUCAUCUCUGAGUUGGAGCCCAGAGCUGGGCUUUUGGAGCAUAUUCUUGACAGCAGAGUUUCUGAAGAUAUAAUGGGGAUAGUACACUCUUGCAGGUUGCCCAAUAUUAGAAAACCAAAAAUUGGUGUCGUCGGAAGUGGACCGGCUGGCUUGUUUGCUUCCCUGGUGCUUGCCGAGUUUGGUGCGGAUGUCACUUUACUUGAAAGAGGGGAAGCGGUUGAGAAGAGGGGACGUGAUAUUGGUGCUCUAGUAGUUCGAAGGAUGUUAGAAGAAGAAAGCAAUUUUUGCUUUGGGGAGGGUGGUGCAGGUACUUGGAGUGACGGGAAGCUAGUUACUAGAAUUGGUAGAAACAGUAGUUCUGUUUUAGCAGUUUUGAAGACAUUAGUUCGAUUUGGAGCUCCAAAGAAAAUAUUGGUUGAUGGAAAGCCUCAUCUUGGAACUGAUAAAUUGGUUCCGCUACUUCAAAAUUUUCGUCGUCACCUUCAAGAACUGGGUGUUACAAUCAAGUUUGGAACAAGGGUUGAUGAUCUACUUGUAGAGAAUGGAUUCGUGGUGGGAGUGAAGGUCUCUAAUUCGAUAGACAAACAAAAGUUGGUUUAUGAUGCAGUGGUUUUAGCAGUUGGCCAUUCUGCUCGUGAUACAUAUGAAAUGCUUCUUUCCCACAAUGUGAACCUUAGUCAAAAAGAUUUUUCCAUUGGAUUACGUGUGGAGCACCCCCAAGAGUUAAUAAAUGCUAUACAGUAUUCUGAAUUAGCUGAAGAGGUUAAUAAUGGACGUGGGAGAGUUCCAGUUGCUGAUUACAAGGUCACAGAUUAUUUGAAUACGAACAGAUUGCAAUCUCCUUCACCAAUCGGGCGUAAUUGUUACUCAUUUUGUAUGUGUCCUGGUGGCCAGGUUGUUCUAACCAGUACAAAGCCUUCAGAACUAUGUAUCAACGGGAUGUCAUUUUCUAGAAGAUCAUCUAAGUGGGCAAAUGCUGCACUCGUCGUCACUGUUUCGCCAAAUGAUUUUUCAGCUUUAGGUUUAUAUGGUCCCCUUGCUGGAGUUCAGUUUCAGAGAACAUUUGAACAGAAGGCUGCUCUCAUGGGCGGGGGGGAUUUUGUCGUACCUGUUCAAAGAGUGACUGAUUUUCUUGGCAACAAAUCAUCAGUAGCAUCACUACCAUCAUCAAGUUAUCGUUUGGGAGUAAAAGCAGCAAAUCUCCAUGAAUUAUUCCCAAGCCAUAUCACUGAAGCUUUGCAAAAGUCAAUUUUGAUGUUUGACAAAGAGUUACCAGGAUUUAUUUCCAGCAGUGCCCUUCUUCAUGGGGUUGAGACCAGAACUAGCUCUCCUAUUCAAAUCUCCCGGACAACAAAUACUUUUGAAUGUAUGUCUUUGAGAGGGCUGUAUCCUGUGGGGGAGGGAGCGGGCUAUGCAGGCGGGAUAGUGAGUGCUGCUGUUGAUGGUAUGCAAGCUGGUUUCUCUUUGGCAAAGAGUUUAGGUCUCUAUGAGGGCAACCUAGACACCAUUUUUGGAAAGGGACAAAGUGUUGGAGUUGCAAAGUACUGAAAACCAUGGAGGAUCUCUAAAUUGAAGUCAAGACUAGUUCAAGACUUUUGUAUGAGGAAGUGUCAGGUAUUUAUCAACUUGCCUCGACCAUUGGUUGUAACCUUUGUCGCUGUAAUGGAAAUUA